Coccidioides posadasii C735 delta SOWgp is the source of this 2373-nucleotide messenger RNA. Its product is annotated as 3'-5'-exoribonuclease. Lineage: Eukaryota; Fungi; Ascomycota; Eurotiomycetes; Onygenales; Onygenaceae. The record is from RefSeq and is a predicted model, not a curated record.
AUGACAGAUAAGAGAAGAAUAAAUGGACCUCCUGGAGGUACUCAGCCUCCCGUUUUUUUGCCCCCAUUAUCAGCUGAGAAUCAAAAAUCAAUAGCUGAGAGGCCCAUCCGCUCACGGAAGGCAGCUGAGCUCAGAAAAAUAUUUCUGAAAAGUGGUGUUAUCCCUUCGGCGUCAGGAUCCGCAUAUCUGGAGCUGCAGCCCUCCAAUGAUCCCGCAUACAAGUCCAAAACCCUCAUCCCACCCUCUUCGUCUCUGAAGCUCGUAUGUACGGUCCACGGCCCUAGGCCUCUUCCACGCUCUGCACCAUUCUCUCCCAACCUUAUUUUGUCAACCCACGUUAAAUUUGCACCGUUCGCUGGUAGAAGGCGGAGGGGUUAUAUACGCGACAUGUAUGAGAGAGAUUUAGCGGUCCACCUUGAAACCGCCCUUGGGGGAAUGAUUAUUGGGGAUCGAUGGCCCAAGAGCGGUCUGGAUGUGACCGUAAACAUUUUGGAGGGAGAAGAUGAUCGAUGGUGGGGCGAUUCACUCUCACCUGGGCCACUGGGUGGAGUUGACGGUUGGGGAUUAAUGAACGUUCUUGCAAGCUGUAUAACAGUUGCUUCAGCGGCAAUCGUCGAUGCUAGGAUUGAUUGCUUGGAUUUGCUCGCCGGAGGUGUGGCUGCUAUUGUGGAAGAGAAAGAUCGCAUGAGCCAGGAUACCAAUUCGAAGGAACAAGGGAGAUCUUUGGUGCUGGACCCCGACCCGUCUGAACAUAGGGACAUUGCAUCCCUUUGCAUAGUCGGAUACAUGCCAUCUCGGGACGAAAUAACUGAGGUUUGGCUUAAAGGAGACGUGUCUGGUGUUGGUUACGACUCCCUUAUGGAUGGUGCUGUCGAAGCUGCUCGAGCUGCGCAGGCUAUUGUUUUAGAAGCAGCAAAAGAUCCUCAGUUGUUAGGUUCUGCUCUUCGCCAAUCUGCAGCCAUGAGUGAGACAUACCAAUAUAAUGCUGAUAUUGCACACAAGUACCAUCUUGAUGUGAACCUAUGGUUCCUGUACAUCUGUCUACAAAAGUCCGAUUACAAGACUAUCGACUUCAGUGCCGUCGGGCAAGCAGCAAAUAUAAACCCGCCUGCGGCGCGAAUGCGUUUCACCCGCUUGAAAAAGGCAAUAGAAAGCGGCACGUUAAACAGUUCCACAGGAACAUCCCUCGUGGCGGAAGGUGCCGGCAGCAUGCCACUAUCUAUCGGCAAUAGGAAAGGGAAAGCCCAACCAAAUGCAGCCAAACGCGCCAAGGCUACUACGAAAUCGAAAGCAGACAGUAUGGCAAAGAGUGAUGCUUCCAAGCCCGGAGCAGGAUCCUCGCGUCCUGGAGCCAUGGACCCGGUGGUUAAGAUGGAGACUGACGAUGUCAGAGAUUACGGUAUAAGGGAUAAAAACAGCGUGAACAUUGCCUCGAAUGAGGACGACGAUGAAGAUGAUAUCCCCCUUGCAGUAAAGCGAAGGGCGGAAUUAGCUAGGAAGCGAUAUGGGGCUGUAGAUGGCGCGGCUCACGAGAAGAAACGCAGAAAGGUCGACUUCGAAAACCAGAACUUAGUUUCAACCGUCCCCAUUGGAUUUCCCUCAUCCGAAGGGCGGACUUGUUUAAACAGCAUGACUGGUGGCGAACUGGGAUCCUCGGGGAUUGCGCAAGCAAGUUGCUUCACUGGGGGCGAUUGGGUUGGCUAUAUCCCCCAACUGCAGGAAGGAGUACAGCAAUCGAGGUUUGCAAAUAUGCAGCCCCGAUUGAAGACAAGCUUGCCGCUACGGGCAUGGAGAGAAGGCGUACGGUUGUCAAAUCCAUACCAACAAUGCCCGGCUAGCCCUGAAGGAAAACGCAGCCCGACCCAGCUUCUUCCAGACAUGGACUCUUUUGAGGUGGCUGCAUCUUCACAAAUUACUUGCCCAAGCACCAGUACUAUGUCCCAGGCCAGGGACUCCCACAUCGACACAAUCUCGCUCUCGUCAACAUCAUCCUUAACAUCGCCUGUGAUAGAACCAGCCGCCUCACAGGUUGCAUCGUUGCAACAAAUGGAUACCCACUGUAACCGAUACCCAGGAUUCCAAGAAACCACGGACAAGAAAUGGAGCUGGAGACAAUAUCGACUCCCACAUAUAGUUGUCACUGAUAUGGACCCUCACUCACCUCGCAAUUGGCUAAACCCCGGCAGCCUCGUGGCGAUCGGAAAGGCAGAAAAGGCAGUGAACAAUGCAUUGUUCGGGCCGGGCUCUCCUGCAUUUGGACGAAAGCUACCUUUAUCCCGCAUGCAGGAAGCAGAAGCUGAGGGGAAGGGGAAAGAUCCCAAGCAAUACUUGGAAGUUCCCUGGGUUCCAUUGGAGGAGAACCCACGAGAGUAG